CAAAGCCUUUCUUUCCCCUUUCCGUAAUAAUAUGUACAUAUAGUACGCAGCGUCCGCUGCAUAUUAUAAGGAGCCUGGCACUUCUCUCUUCUUCUUUUCUUUUUUGCUCACUCACAUACAUUCUCUUGUUAUUACAUCUUUGAGGGGUUAUUAAGUGCUUUUGUGCAGCAGCAGCAGCAGCAAGUGGAUAGACUUAUAUAUAGCCACUGCAAUCGAUAAAACAGAAUUUUUUCUUUUCUCUUUCUUUAUAUCAUGCCAGGAGAAGCAGGAAUCGGUCGUUGGCUUCGCUCCAAGAAACCAAACAGACGUACUCCUAACAGAUUGCCACCUGAUGCGCUUGCCGAAGGUCAAAGUUAUCUUUUGCAAGUCUCUUCGGGUGCUUACAUUUCAAUUUUUAAAGGCGUGGACGAAGAUCUUUACGCAUUUUCCAUCUUACGUUACCAAGAGGACGGGUCAUUGCGAUGGCUCGAGGCUAGAUACCUAGUUGGAGACUUUUAUGCUUUCCCAGCAUUUGACGAAGCAUAUAAUCCAUUGGUCGACUUUUGGUACGCUCUUGGGGCCAGUGUGGGACAGUAUUUGCCACAACAAUGGUUUAGAAUGUUUGAAGAAGCCAGUCGAAAGGAGCGCGAAGAUGCUUAUGACGAUGAAGAUAAAAGUCGUCGAGAAGAAGAAGAAGAAGAAGAAGCAGAAUGUCGUCAAGACAAUCGCGUCGUCGCUCACAUCAGCAGCAGCGUCAGCGAAAAGAACCUGAGUACCCGCAGAAAAGAGGUCAUGACGACAACAGAAAGAAAACAAAUAACAAGAUCAGCAACGUCAGCGUCAUGCAGGGAGAGACCUGCUGCUGCACAAGUUUUAUUUAGUGGCCAGCGAGCUCGACGUGCUAAUACCACUACAACUGUUGCUUAAAGAAAGAAGCGACAAGAACAAGUUGACAACCAGAACACACAUACACACAUAAUUUACAUGUACCAUCUCUUUUUCUUAUUUUUCUUCGAUUAUCUACCUCUCUGUUCUUUUAUCUGUCUUCUCUCUCCUUCUUUCCUCAUACUUUUCGAAUCAAUAAAAACCAUAAACGGGGCAGUGAUGGAAUCUCCUCCUCCGAAGAAUAAAAAGCGAGGCAUCAAUGGUGGCC
Molecule: messenger RNA, 1132 nt
Organism: Zychaea mexicana
Lineage: Eukaryota; Fungi; Mucoromycota; Mucoromycetes; Mucorales; Lichtheimiaceae
Exons: 4
Coding region: 253-906 (217 amino acids)
Source: RefSeq, a predicted model, not a curated record